UUCAAGAACCUAGAAAUAAAAAGUACAUUCCUGGAAUCUAAAUUGACAAACGUGGGCCCCCGGGUAAGCCCAAGUUUUAAGUUUUUGUAUCUGUCAAGAUUCAAGACGCUGGAGAAGAUCAUGAGCAGUGUUCAAGGAAUCGAGGCUCCUCUCAUUCAGAAGAAGCAGACCUAUCGACCUCGAUCCUCCGAUUCGGUUUUACCGGAAGAUGACGAUUCCCGCGUCGAGAACUCGCCCAUAGAGCAGGUAGCUCUCACGGUUCCGGUCACCGACGACCCCUCGCUCCCUAGUUUCACCUUCCGGACGUGGAUUCUCGGAACACUAGCAUGCGUCCUCCUCUCCUUCCUCAACCAGUUCUUCUGGUAUCGGAGAGAGCCUCUGUCAAUCACUUCGAUCUCGGCUCAGAUCGCGGUCGUCCCGCUCGGUCACCUGAUGGCCUCUACGAUGACAGACCGAGUGUUCUUCAAGGGGCGACGGUGGGAGUUCACGCUGAAUCCCGGUCCGUUCAACGUGAAGGAGCACGUGCUGAUCACGAUCUUCGCCAACUCCGGGGCGGGUAACGUGUACGCGAUUCACAUAGUUAGCGCCGUCAAGAUUUUCUAUAAAAGGAGUAUGUCGUUCCUGGUGGCGUUGCUCGUAGUUAUAACGACGCAGGUGUUGGGGUUUGGGUGGGCGGGACUGUUCCGGCGGCACUUGGUGGAGCCCGCUGCCAUGUGGUGGCCCCAAAAUCUCGUGCAAGUCUCGCUAUUCAGGGCGUUACACGAGAAAGAGAAGAGGCCCAAGGAUGGGUUAACACGGAAUCAGUUCUUCCUCAUUGCCUUCUUGUGCUCCUUCGCUUACUAUGUCUUUCCCGGCUACCUAUUCCCGAUGUUAACGUCUGUUUCCUGGAUUUGUUGGGUAUUCCCUACUUCCAUCCUUGCCCAACAGCUAGGAUCAGGACUUCACGGUCUUGGCAUUGGUGCUUUGGGUUUUGAUUGGUCCAGUAUAUCCGCUUACCUUGGAAGUCCACUUGCCAGUCCAUGGUUUGCUACUGCCAACAUUGCUGCUGGUUUUGCGCUCGUCACGUAUGUUCUUACCCCCAUAGCUUAUUGGCUUAAUAUCUAUAAAGCCAAGACGUUUCCCAUAUUCUCAGAUGGGCUUUUCACUUCUGGUGGCCAAAGCUACAAUAUCUCAGCUGUAAUAGAUUCCAACUUUCGCCUUGACAUUGAUGCAUAUGAGCAUAAAGGCCAUCUCUAUCUCAGCACCUUCUUUGCUACAUACUAUGGUAUCAGUUUUGCCUGCUUUGCUGCCACUGUUGUUCAUGUAUUCCUCUUCCAUGGAAGGGAAAUGUGGCAGCUAAGCAAGUCCGCUCUCCAAGAAAAUAAUAUGGAUGUGCACACAAAGCUCAUGAGAAAAUAUAAGCAAGUUCCUCAAGGGUGGUUCAUAUGCAUCCUUUUGGUCAACAUUGUGGUGACCAUAUUUACUUGCCAGUACUAUAACGAUCAACUCCAAUUGCCAUGGUGGGGCGUCUUGCUAGCAUGCUGUAUUGCCCUAUUUUUCACUCUUCCUGUUGGAGUCAUUCGUGCCACAACAAAUCAGGCGCCAUCCUUGAAUGUGAUCACAGAGUAUAUUAUUGGGUUUCUAUAUCCAGGGUAUCCUGUUGCCAACAUGUGCUUUAAAGUAUAUGGCUACAUAAGUAUGAAACAAGGGAUCACCUUUCUGGAAGACUUCAAGCUUGGGCAUUACAUGAAGAUUCCUCCGAGAUCAAUGUUCGUGGCGCAGGUGAUGGGUACUUUAGUAGCAGCAUUGGUGCAUUUAGGGACGGCGUGGUGGCUUAUGGACAGCAUUCCAAACUUAUGUGACAGGGAGUUGCUUCCUGCCGGCAGCCCAUGGACUUGUCCGAGUGAUCAUGUAUUCUAUGAUGCUUCUGUCAUAUGGGGUCUGAUCGGGCCUCAAAGAAUUUUUGGAGAUCUUGGGCAAUACGCUCUCAUCAACUGGUUUUUUGUAGCUGGGGCUAUAGCCCCAGUCUUAGUUUGGCUUGCACACAAGGCCUUCCCUCACAUACAUUGGAUUAGACUCAUCACUAUGCCUGUGCUCUUAGGGGCAACAGUGAACAUGCCCCCUGCCACUGCUGUCAAUUACACCAGCUGGAUUCUUAUUGGUUUCAUCUCUGGCUUUAUUGCUUACAGGUAUUACCGUGAGAGGUGGAGCCGCCACAACUACGUGCUAUCCGGGGCACUUGAUGCCGGAUUAGCCUUCAUGGGAGUAUUAUUAUACUUGUGUUUUGGGAUGAAAGAUAUCAGUCUCAACUGGUGGGGCAGUGAGUCCGACGGAUGUCCGCUGGCUUCUUGUCCAACAGCCGAAGGGGUCAGAGUGAACGGCUGCCCGGUUCUGUGAGUGAUUAUUUAUUUAUUUUUUUUCCCUGUAUUAAUAUUAUCUUGAACAUAGGAAGAAGAAUUUAUCAAUCUUUAUCAUCUGGUAGAAAUGUAAAGUACAAUAAAUAUAGUGCAAUUUAAGUAUCAUUAAUGUGAAUAUUGUUUUUCUGA
This is a messenger RNA of Carya illinoinensis, 2525 nucleotides long. RefSeq names its product oligopeptide transporter 7-like. Bases 121 to 2376 code for a protein of 751 amino acids. Gene Ontology annotation, biological process: transmembrane transport. The record is from RefSeq and is a predicted model, not a curated record. Lineage: Eukaryota; Viridiplantae; Streptophyta; Magnoliopsida; Fagales; Juglandaceae. The transcript has 6 exons. Gene Ontology annotation, molecular function: oligopeptide transmembrane transporter activity.